ACACACACACACACACACAGACAGACUGCAGUAGUUUCUCCUGCAGGCACACAUCGAGCCAGGACUCUUUCACGGUGGGGGUAAGUUCGCCUUUAAAAAAUCAGAAAAAAAGGCUCCUUUUUUCCUCCGUCGGGAUGAGCAAUGUUGUUUUCAUAUACGACAGGAGACAUGUCGGGACACAGUCUUUUAAUCGGGGCGUUUAAAACAAGUCGGGCUGACAAGCAGACCAUGUGUGGCUGAACUGGAAAUGGCUUGGCUUUGAAAAAAAAAAAAAAAAAAAAAAAACACCGCAAAAGGAACAGCGAAACUUUCUUUCUUCAGCUGAUCUCCGUGUUCUCUGGAUUUGAAAGGGGGAAAACUGGGAAUAGCGGGAGUUUGGAAAACUUUGGUCUUAUCCUGUAGACCUGUAGGAUUUGUCUCCUAUGGACGAAGACAGUCCUCUUUCUCCAAGAGCAAACGCUUUCAGUAUCGACUCUCUGAUUUCAGCAGAAGGAAACGCGACUUUUGCCAAACACGGAUCCUUUACUACCAUGCACUACAGCACAGUGACCAGAGAAAUGGAAGCCAUCUCGAGCCCGUGGCUGACGCAGCUCUCCCAUUUUUGCGAUGUUGCAGCCUUCACCACGAGCAGCCUGAAUAGCCUGAACGCGCCGGGCAGCUACCAUCCUCAUCCUCCCCAUCCUCAUUCCCACCAUCCUCAUCCUCACCACCUCUCUCCGUCACCCGGGGAUCCUUACAGCAGCCAGCAUGAAGGUCACUUCGAUUCGUGCCCUUCUGCCACACAGGCCGCUUGUUACCCGCCGUACUCCGGCUCCGAGGCAGGGCAGGGCGACCCGGCCGCCACGAGCUGCUCCUCUUCCUCCUCGUCUUCGUCUUCCUCCUCUUCGUCGUCGACGCCGAAUAAAUCUCUGGUGAAGAAGAACCCCAAAGUGGCCAACAUCAGCGUGCAGUUGGAGAUGAAGGCGCUCUGGGACGAGUUUAAUCAGCUCGGAACCGAAAUGAUCGUCACGAAGGCCGGGAGACGAAUGUUUCCUACAUUUCAAGUGAAAAUAUUUGGGAUGGACCCAAUGGCUGACUACAUGCUUUUAAUGGAUUUCCUACCAGUCGAUGAUAAACGGUACCGCUACGCGUUUCACAGCUCCUCGUGGCUGGUGGCCGGUAAAGCUGACCCCGCGACCCCGGGCAGAGUUCACUAUCACCCCGAUUCUCCAGCUAAAGGAGCUCAGUGGAUGAAACAAAUAGUUUCUUUCGACAAACUUAAACUCACUAACAAUCUACUAGAUGACAACGGACAUAUCAUCCUGAACUCCAUGCACAGAUAUCAGCCCAGGUUUCAUGUCGUCUACGUGGACCCGCGUAAGGACAGUGAGAAAUACGCAGAAGAAAACUAUAAGACGUUUGUUUUCGAGGAGACGCGAUUCACAGCAGUCACAGCCUACCAGAACCACAGGAUAACACAGCUAAAAAUUGCCAGCAACCCAUUUGCGAAGGGAUUUAGAGACUGUGAUCCUGAAGACUGGCCCAGAAAUCACAGGCCAGGCUCACUGCCAAUAAUCAGUGCUUUCGCUCGGACAAGGAACCCGAUGUCUUCUCCCCCGCAGCAGAACGGUACUGAGAAAGAGGAUAGGAGAGAUUACGACCGUGACCCCAAUGGCACACCCAUCCAUGGCGACCCAGCCCACCAGCUGAUGUCCCGUGUGCUCAGCCCUGCCCUGCCGGUGCCGGGAGGCCUACAUGCCGUCCCUCUGACCUCCGGACCCCGGAGUCCGCCUCAUGAACUGCGUAUCGACGGACACCAGGCUGCAGACACGCUGCACCAUCACCCCUACAAAUACCCCAGCACCUAUGAACACUACCUAGGGGCAAAAACCAGGGCGACUCCAUACCCUUUACCCAGCAUCCGAGGCCACACUUACCCCCCUCACAUGAACCCAGCCACGGCUAACAUGUACUCAACUGGCAGCGCACCGCCGAAUUAUGACUACGGGCCAAGAUAAUAACUCACAAAGACAAAACCAAAGACACUCUGAGACACACAGUCACUCUCUCUCUCUCUCUCUCUCUCUCACUCACACACACUCUCUCUCUGUCAUACACACCAACAGUUCUCCAUGCCCAAAGCUUGGGUUGAGUUUUGGAAAGAGCAUGCCGUUUGAGGUGGAUGAACGGCCAUAUUUAUUAAACGGAGAAAUGUAUUCACGGAAAAAGCAGACAGGCCUGGUGGAAUGGAGUUCAGCUCCUGUUUUGCCCUGGGGGACUUUUACACUAUGAGAGCUUUAAAAGGGCGCUAGAGGAUCCGAAGACUACAGUAUAGACACCAGCACAAUAAGAAGUAAUGCAUUAUUGCAGACUGGACUUGAUAUUUUGUGUUGGAUGCACUUUUUUUUUGCUUUUAAAAAAAGCCAUAAGUUAUAUAUUCUUGAGCCCAUCAAGCUUCUAGGUAGGAAAGUCGUUUGCAUGUUGCUCUGAUCUGAAGGUGUUGACAUGCCUCGGGAUAUUUUACGUUGUUAUUUUUUUUUUGUUGUCGUUCCUGAUCGAGUUACUAUCCAUUGAAACACUAGGCCAUCUUAAGCAAUUCAGAGAAGCUUGUACCAUGGCACUGACUUACUGCAGUUCAAAAUAAAUGUGGACAGAAUGACCUAGCUGAACCUGUAAAAUAAGCAUUAAAUGUUUUACUUUCAA
Molecule: messenger RNA, 2682 nt
Organism: Tachysurus fulvidraco (yellow catfish)
Lineage: Eukaryota; Metazoa; Chordata; Actinopteri; Siluriformes; Bagridae
Gene: tbx1
Product: T-box transcription factor 1
Exons: 8
Coding region: 423-1997 (524 amino acids)
Biological process (GO): cell fate specification; positive regulation of DNA-templated transcription; regulation of transcription by RNA polymerase II
Cellular component (GO): nucleus
Molecular function (GO): RNA polymerase II cis-regulatory region sequence-specific DNA binding; DNA-binding transcription factor activity, RNA polymerase II-specific
Source: RefSeq, a predicted model, not a curated record